AUGUUGCGCGAGGUGCCGCAGACCCUGGUGGUGGCCGAGCUGCUGCUCACGCUGCGGGGCGAAGGAGAGGCGGAGGCAGGAAGCGACAUCCUCUGCCUGUGCACGCGAGCCUUCGUGGAGUGAGUCGGGGAGGGGGCGAGGGGGGGGGAGCCGGUGUGAGCGGCCAGCCUGAAGGUCUCACUCGCUUUUUUCGCUUGCUCGUUUAUUUCCCGCCUUGUUCGCUGACAGGGAUUCGAGGCGGCUUAAUUGCGGGAGAAGUGGCGCCGAGGAGUGUCCUUUUGAAUUCCCGCGGCUUCUGAGUAGUAGCAACCUGGUGGUGAUGAGGAUGACAAUGGGUUAGAUCCACCAGUUCACUGUUUCCCACCAAACUUAGAACAAUAACAUGCCGCUUUGGAGAGCGCAACCUUUACUGGUGUAAAGAUCUUCACAAGCGGAGAUAUAUAGGGGGGCAAGGGUUAAUAAUACUUUUCUAUCUUUGAAUUGUUUUCUGCAGCACCCCCAAAAAUCACAUUGAAGUGGGGAGGGGGAGUCAUGCACCCAUUGAUACCCCCAGGGGUAUGCGUACCACACUUUGGAAAAUCCUGUUCCUGUUUUAGUUGAACUUCAAGUACCACUGAAAUAGAUGGGACAUGUUAGUCACAACUAAGUCUCAUGUACUUUAGUGGGGUUCCAAGUUCAGCUAAUUUAGCCUGGAUUUUAGUAAUUAUGAGGUUCUGCCACACUUUUGCUAGCUAACAGUGGGGUGAAAUGCAAGGGGUGCCCCCCCCCCGAGUAAAGUAAGGUAAAGCUGCUAUGUGUUAGACUUCUCAUGUUGUUGGCAUUUGUCUGUCUCAGGAUACAAUGGAAGUGUGUGUCUUUGGGGGUAAAGUCAAACUUUUGGAGAGUUGCAGCACCUGCUGUGGCUGUAGAGACUGAUAUGGAACAGGCAUGUUUUGUUGCAGAUUAGGCUGUCUGGUUUUGCUGCUGCAAGUGCACCAUGGUGUUUCUUCUCUCUGUGCUCCUCCCAGUGGACAUUUCUCCAUUGGUCACUGGUGUGGAUGCACCUGACUGUCAUCUCCAGGCACCGUGAUUGUCUGGAAAGGAUUCCCAUACGACGGGGUUAAUGUUGCCAGCCUUCAUGUCACGUUUGCAGGCAUCUUUGUAAUUUAGAGUUGGUCUGUCAACAGGCCUGUUGCCUGAAGGCAGCUCUCCAUAGAGCACAUCCUUGGGGAUUCUGCCAUCUUCCAUUCUGUGUACAUGAGCAAGCCAGCAUAGAUGCCACAGAGACAGAAGUGCAAACAUGUUGGGAAUGUGAGCUUGGGAGAAAACAUCUUUGUUUAAGACUCUGCCCUGCCACGUGGUGCCCAAAACCUUCCUGACACAGCACAUAUGGAAGGCAUUGAGAAAUCACUCCUGGCGGGUGUAAGCUACCCAUGACUCACUUCCAUAAACCAGGAUGUUUGUCUUUGUCAGGCUGAUGGUGAAGCCAAACUCCAUGUAGGCUUGGGCUUGAUGAGUAGGCUGGGGGUUGAUGAGUCUCUGCAGAGUUUCUUUGCGCUCUCAAGGUUGCGUUAUCUACGAACCACAUCUUGUGGAUAAGAACCCGUUGCAUUUUUUGUCUUGGCAUGGAGACGUGCCAGGUUGAACAGCCCCCUGCCACUUCUUGAAUGGAAAUACACACCGUUUUCAGUCAAGCUGAAGGCAUAUGAGAGCAACAGAAAGAAGAAUAUGCCAAAGAGAGUUGGGCUGUCUACACCUUGGGACAACAUUUCAUACAUUUGAUGAAAUGGAAUGUAGCCCAAGAAAUAAAUUCGUUAGUCUUUAAGGUGCCUUAAGACUCUUUGUUGUACAUGAUGACUAGUUUCAGUAAAACUAAAAUUAUAGCAUGUUGUGUAAAGAAGGCCUUUUUUGCAUGCUUUCUUUGUCAUCUGCUAUUUUACUUCCAUAUUUCAUUGAUGGCCUUAACAGUGACAUGUAUUUUUAUUUUAUUCCCUAGGGAUCGAAAACUUUACAAACUAGGCUUGAAGGGAUUUUAUGUCAAAGAUGAAGGUGACAGUAUAGGUAAGAUAUGCUCAAAAUGUUGAAUUAACAUUGUGUGCAUUGCAAAAUAAGUUGUUUGCACACCUGUAAGGUAGAGAAACUUGAAUUAACAAAUUAUAGUUGUAUCCCUGCUAUUAAUUUAUCAACCUAAUGCUCAGAUACAGAUUUUUCAAAGUCCAUAUAAGAAAAUGUAGGUGAAGACUUUUGGAAAAGUGAAGAGAACUUACAUAUGGAAAAUGCUACAACAGUAGUUGUUUUUGAGUAAAGAUAUUGUUCCAAACCACAUAUGAAAUCUGCAUGAAAAUCGGCAAGAUAGGGUGUCUUUAGGUAUGUGAACCAAUGUAGUAUUGCUUAUGAACUACAUAUACAUCAACCUGGGAGUGAGCCUAGAUUAACUUACUUCUGAGUGAACGUGCACAAAAUUCCACUCAGUGUUACACAUGUAUGUGAAUAAACAUGGAUUCAAAUCACUGCUAAGCACUUUUACCCAAGGCUAUCCAAUAUCUCAUAGCCUGAUUCUAGUGAUUCUUAUUAGAUGGUUACAUCAGUACCUGAAAACAAUUAAAUCUCAGGACUCACAUCUAAAAGCCCUCAGCCAUAAAGCAGUAGGAGACUGACCAACAACCCCUUUCCUGCUUUCCCCACUACCCCAAGAAACUGCUGCACAAACUGCUGCAUGUGAAUUCUGUUUAGUAAUUAUUUAUUUUAGUUAGCUUACUGUACAAUUCAUACCCCACCCAUCAAUGAAUUUUUGUAGCGAUUGUAGUGCUGCCCUGAUAGUAUUCAGUCUCUACAAAAGUUCAAUGAUAAAAACAGCAAGUUGGUGGCAAGAGCAAAGCAGCAGAAGAGAACAUAGCAGCAACAAGAACAGGCUAAAAAUAAUUUAGCUGAUAUUUUUAAAAAGCAUGGGAGAAUAAGGAGGACAUGAGAAUAGGUACCUGUGAACCUCACAUGGAGAUAACAUUUCACAAACUGGAACAGGUACAUAGUCUAGGGAAACAUGGUAUGGCUGCUUGCUGCAUGCUUUGUUACAUAGUUUUGCAUUAAAUAGAAUUUCAGGCUUGGACUUAGUGUUUUGCAGCUGGAUUCUCAUAUAGACAGUUGUAUGCCUUUGCUAUCUAGUCUUCAUGACUGUGAGAUCCUCUGGUGCUUUCCCCCCUUGUAUUUGUGUCUGUAGGAAGAAAAAGUGUCUGCAGUAGGAAAUCGUGCUUUUAAUAUUUUAUUUAAAUUCAAGCAUUUUGGGAACUUUAGCUUUGGACUAACAGAGUUAAUCUAAGCAUGGAAUCAAUCACUGAAUAUACAUUUGAAUCGAUUAUUCACUUACAUUUGGUAUUUUCAAGAGAGCAUCUUCUCAAACUUCAAUAAACAUCUCACGCAAUUCGCUUUAAGGGAAAUUAAUCAUUUUUCCUAAGGAAUUUGGUGUACUCUUUUGAAAUGACUGCCACAGGAUGCUUGUUGGGAAAAAUAAUUUGGUAUUGUAAUUCUUCUGCAUCAGAAAUCUAUGACUGACAAAAGUAAAAAUGAAAAUACAACUUUGUAACUUGGUGUUGUGGUUUACAGGGGAAGAUCAAGUAACCACCGAGGAUGAAGAAAAAGACAAGAAACAUAAUUCCUUUGGGACUGCUGAUUUAUCUAACAGCCAUGCUUCUGGAGUGGAAGACAUUGAACUCGAUUCAGAGGCUGAACUCAUGAAACGCAUGGGCUUACCUGUUCAAUUUGGCAAUGCAGCAGCCCAUAAGACAUUGGUAGUAAAACCCAAUGUAUUUUCUGUUCCUUUGUACUAUUUAAAGUUAUUGGAAUGUAAAGUAAAUUUAGUACAUUGCAUUAACAAACCCCACAAAAGAAUUUUCAGGAAUACAUUUCUUUUUCCUCCUGGCUCUAGAAUUAAAAACCAAAGUUAAAUGAGAGAAGGAAUAGGAAAAAUGGGCUUUUAAGAAGUGUGACAAAAGAAAAGUUGAGUUGAAAAUAACAAAUUGGAAAGCAAAUGCAUUAUUGGCUGUUAAUCUAAGAGCGCACUAAAUAAGAUAGCAGUUGAAGAUUAUGGCGUAGAAUCAUAGAAUUGUAGAGCUGGGUAGAUGUGUCAUUUGUGAUUUUCUGGCUGGGUUACAACCAAGCUAUACCAUGAAAAUUUGUGAAAUGAAUUAACUAGGUAACCAUAUUGAAUUAGAAUCUGUUGAACAAAGUACAUAAAAUUGCAUUUAUGCUUUUUCAUGCUGAAUUUCAGGCACUUGAGAAUAUUAGUAAGAAAAGUAAGAAAGUGAAGAAGAAGAAGAAGAUGAAGAAAAAGAAAAUGCUGCAACAAGAUAUUUUCACAGUAAUGCAGGAAUCAUUGAAACAAGAUCUUGAUGAAGAUGACCUGUCUCUUUCUGAUGAUCACUCUUCAAUUAAAAAGGGAUCUGAGAAUGACAAGAGCCGUGAAAAUGGAGACCUUUUACUUGAUGAGUUUCAUAUGAAAGAAAAAUGGGAAAAGUAUUGGAGCGAGUAUGGAGAAGGACUUCUGUGGCAAAGUUGGCAAGAGAAAAAUUUUGAACUUUUGUCUAUUACUGAGCCUUGGAAUAAUCCUGAAGUAAAGGAAAAGUGGGAGCAGCACUAUAAUGAACUAUACUGGUAUUACUGGCAACAGUUUCACUACUGGGCAAGUCAAGGUUGGACUGUUGACACCACACAUAAUAGUGACCUGGAAAAUAGUGCAGGGGAGCUGGAAACCAAGCAGCCAGCAGAAAUGCAGAACAUUGGUGUAGACAGUGUUUGUGUAGAAGUGCUACGCUCCAGCUUACAUUCUCAACUCGCUUCCAGUGCCAGCUGCAAGGAAAAUCCUCCAAAUGAUAAUCACUGUAAUAGUGACAUUCUUCCUGAAAUUAGUAAAAUAAAUCUAAACUCUGAAGAAACAGAACGGUUCAAAUUGGAAAAUGCAGAUGAUUGUAAUGGUCAGAGAGGACUGAGCGUAACAAGCAUUGAAAGGUGUUGUCCUUGUGAUACUUCUCAGACUGUGAAAUGUGAUGAGGGAACAAGAGAAAGUAAUGCGUCUUCUGAAAAUGGAUGUUCAGACAAGCCAGGUUGGUAUACUAGGUUCCCUUUCCCAGAAGGCAUAAGACCCUGUGUUUGCAAAAGCUAGGAAAGAAAUUCCCUUGCAACCAUCCCAUAUUCUGUACUGUGCAUUUCUCCAUUGAGUGGCACAUAUAAAAGCUGUAUUAUUUUGGAUGUUUUAUUCCACAUUCUUUGCAAUCCUGUUUCCCUUUCCCUCCCCUUUUCCCCAAUCCUGCAACUCACAUUCUCAGCUGAAGAAGUGUAGAUGACACAUCGAAGACUUUGUGUCUAGAGCUGAACACUUUGUCUCUCAAGCAUCCUAGACUGCUUUGGAACACAGGUAUAAAAAGACCCUGUGCUCCCAGUUGACACCACACAUAAUAGUGACCUGGAAAAUAGUGCAGGGGAGCUGGAAACCAAGCAGCCAGCAGAAAUGCAGAACAUUGGUGUAGACAGUGUUUGUGUAGAAGUGCUAUGCUCCAGCUUACAUUCUCAACUCGCUUCCAGUGCCAGCUCAGAGAUAUUGCCUGUCUACUACAUUCCUGCACUGAAUCCAGUAGAGAGUAAAUAAGUGUGCAUAAGCAGCUACUUCUGCAGCCUGGAAUUCUACCUAUCAUUUCCAGGGCAGGUAGGGAUUAGGCAUUUCUUCUCAAAAGGGAUAUGUUUUGUACUCAGAAGAGUCACUUGCAAAAUGUGAAUGGUCUUUAGAAUAUUGUUUACAAAGUAAGCCUCACAUCCAUAUUGUGGUCUUGGGUUUCAAAGGUUAUUCAGUACCCAGUUGUCUCACUUUGAAAAUAUUAAUCUAAUAGAGUGAUUGGUUCCAUUUUGCAAGAUGUCUGUGGCCUUUAGUCUGUGAGGUGGUAAAGGGGCAAAGGGUGUGUGUGUUCCAUCCACAUGCAUUUGUCAUUCUGAAGGGAAACUAUUGUUCAAUCCACUUAAGACAAAGCCCAACCUUGCUUCUCUGAAACACCCCUAAUAUCCUACCCACAAUUCCUCUGAUCUUUCCACAGAAAUGUUUGGUUUUCUAACUAGGCAUUUCUACCAGUUUGAGGUGCUAUCAGAACAUACUGCAGUGCCCAGGUACCUCCCAGUCCUGUCAGUAUUUCAGAAAUCCGAACAUUCCUGAGAUGCUGAUGUUUUCAAUUCAGAGCUGGCUACCUGGACUUUGUUAUACUGUUGUUUGGAAAGAGGCUCUGAAAGAAUGGCUUUCUGAUAUUUUUGAAUUUUAAAUGCCUAGAUCAGAUAUUCAAUGAAGCAGAGGCUUUCAGAUUGAUGGUAGAUUGAUUUGUUUCGCCAAAUGCACAGUCAGCAGUUUUGUCUCAACACCAGAUAGAUUGAUGAGUGCAGUUGGGUUCCUAAUGAAAAGCAACUGGAAAAUAGUAUUUCCACUGUGAAUUUGGUGAAAAUGUAAAAUUUUUGAUUGAAGUUGCUUUCCUCAUACAGGAAAUGAAUGACUGCUUGAAGAUUGCUGUUUUAUUGUAUUUUAUUAUAUUUUGCUGUGUUUUGUAUUAUUGUUGGCCAUCUUGAGCACCAUUGGUGGGAUACAAAUUAAGCAAACAAACAAAUAAAAUUCAUUAACGCAGGGAUGAGGAACUUGCGGCCUUCCAGAUGUUGUUGGAUUUCAACUCCCAUCAUCCCUGACUAUUGUCCAUGAACGAUGGAGCUGAUGGAGUCUUAAAAACCUAGCGGCAAACAAAUUCCCCACCAGUGUAUCAAAGCAAUGCUUUCUCUCCCCCCCCCCCUUUCCUUCUUAGUUUCACAGGGGUCAUCUAGAUCUUGUUCAGAUGCCACAGGAGGUAGGGGAUCGCACAGUAACGAUGAUGGUGAUGAUGAUGAGCCGCCUGAACGCAAACAAGUCAGAUUAAAGAGGAGGCAGGUUAUCUAUCAUAUCUUUCACUUCUCCCAUUCACAUUUGGGUGCCUAUAUAAUUUAGUGUACAGUCGUACCUUGGAAGUCGAACGGAAUCUGUUCCGGAAGUCCGUUCGGCUUCCAAAACAUUUAGAAACCAAAGUGCAGCCAAGAUCCUGCAGCCAAUUGGAAGCCGCAGAAGCCCCUUCGGACAUUCAGCUUCCAAAAAUAGUUUGCAAACCGGAACAGUCACUUCUGGGUUUGUGGCAUUCGGGAACCAAAACGUUCGAGAACUAAGCUGUUCGAAAACCGAGGUAUGACUGUACUUAUUAACCCUUACUGGCUGCUGCCAUAUUGCCUUUUUUAAAAUGUUGCUGCUUUCAUGUUAUUACUAGUGAUUUGAAUAUUCUGUGAAAUGUAAGGCUGUUCUCUUGGGUCUAUUUCUAUUGAAGAAUGACUCUCUAUAGUUUAGAUCAGGGGUCUGCAGCCUUUUUCUGUCGGGGAUCACGUGUCAGUGUUGGAAGGUGCCAAAGCCAGCAUAGCCAGGCAUUUCCUUCUCUUCUCCUUUUCUGCUCUCACUUCUCUGUCUUUUCCCUACCCUUCCUUGCUACUCAGCAGGCUGCUGAUAGACAGACACGGUUGCUCUGGCCAGGGGUUUGAACAGAUUACAGAACAGAUUACUUGUACUUUUGAAAAUGGGCCAAAGGCCACAGACAGUGGCCUGUGGAGCAGCAAAAAAAGCUAGCACUAUUCUAGGCUGCAUCCACAGAAGUAUAGUGUCCAGAUCCAGGGAAGUAAUAGUACCACUCUAUUCUGCCUUGGUCAGACCACACCUGGAAUACUUGUGUCCAGUUCUGCGCACCACAAUUUAAGAAUGGUGUUGAGAAGCUGGAACGUGUAUAGAGGAGGGCAACCAAGAUGAUCAAGGGUCUGGAAACAAAGCCUUAUGAGGAGCACUUGAAGGACCUGGGCUUGUUUAGCCUGGAAAAGAGGAGACCGAGAGGAGAUAUGAUAGCCAUUUUCAGAUAUCUUAAGGGUUGUCACGUGGAAGAGGGAGCAUGCUUGUUUUCUCCUGCACUAGAGAGUUGGACUCAAACCAAUGGCUUCAAGUUACAAGAAAGGAGAUUCCGACUAAACAUUCAGAAAAACUUUCUGACAGUAAGAGCUGUUUGACAGUGGAACAGACUCCCACGAGAGGUGGUGGACUCUCCUUCCUUGGAGGUUUUUAAGCAGAGGUUAGAUGAUCAUCUGUCAUGGAUGCUUUAGCUGAGAUUCCUGCAUUGCAGGGGGUUGGACUAGGUGGCCCUUAGGUCCCUUCCAACUCUAAGAUUCUAUGAGUUCUAUGAGUCCAAGGUUGUCCCCUCCCUUUCUGGUAGAGAUAGCCAGACUAAUGGUUUUGUACAGUUACUUUUUACCUUUCAAGCAAAAGGUCUUUAUGACAGUUUCACUGAAGACCCUAAGUCUCAAUGUGAAACAAUAUUGUGCACAAAACUUCGGGUAAUGCUGAGAAGGCAUUUAUUAGGCAUCAUUGGGGAACCUGGCUGUGCAAAUUUCCGACCUUGUAAACAAGUGAUAAAAGUCAUUAUUUGAAUUCAGUGGACACUUGUUUCUUUUGCUUAGCUGCUUUAUAAUCAUUUAGAAAUCGACUUACCCUUCAUUUGAAGUCAAAAUAGGCAGCUGUUUUGUCUCAACUUGCUGUGAACUGUAGUGACAAAUAUUUUUGUUCCUUUCUAGCCAUGAAUUGGAUGCUGAAGAACAUUCCCUGGCUGAUUCAGAAAAGAUUUGCUGUCUUUUGGGACUCAAAUAUGGCAGAGGACAAAAGUAAUAAGUGUUCUAAUGGUUUCCUUAAAGCAGGGGUGAGGAACCAUUUCAGCCUGAGGACCACCUUGCCUCUUAGGCAACCUGCCAGGGGCUGCAUGCCAGUGGUUGGCAAAAAGUGCUUUGUACAGUAGGCUACAUUCAACCCAUGCAAAAUCUAGAGGUUCCUACACACCUCUGUCCAUUCAAGCAAGUAAGAUACAAAAGCACUUCAGGAGCAGGCAGAACAGGGUCAGUGAGAGGUGUGACUUGGAAACUAUCCUGCAGAUCAGAUUGAGAAUCCUGGAGGUACACAUUUGGCCAUCAGGCCUAAGGUUCCCCAUCCCUUCCUAAAAGUGAUGCUGCUGAUGGUUGCCGGUUUUAUGUGUAGAAUAUGUCCUUUUCCUAGGUUGCUGUUGAAAUACUAUGGGUGUUCACUUCCUGCAUCUUCUUGAUAUACUAAAGUUGUCACAAAUGACGGAUGCUUAGCCUUGAUCUUAAUUACAAAAAAAAACUAAGACCAUGCGGAGGAAUGUUGCUUGUUUAUAGUAAAUAGUUUUCUUUUUCCACUAACAGUUCCUACGCGAUCCAUUUAGAUCAAAGGUAGAGAACUGGAUCUGGCCAGUGGGCCAGAUCAUGAUCUCCCUCGCCCUGGGCAGGCAAUGUUUGGUAGCUUACUUGUCAAUCACUUGGCUUCACAUUGAUGUUGGGUGGCAUUUAUGCCCUCCAUAUGUCUUGCAGAGUGCUUUGCAAAGUGCUACUCGGUACCCUCUGGAGAAACCCUUUUCAAAGUACUGCACAAGAUAGCACUUUUUUCACUGUUGCCAAGUCCCUUUCAAUCAUCUGAUCAAGGUCUUCUGGAGUGAUUUGAAAAGGACUUCUAAGCUCCUUUCAAAGCACUUAUACUUGCAAUACUUUGCAUAAACUGAUUGGUUGUGCCUGCAAAUCACCUUUCAGCUGAGCCGGAUUUUUACCUGUCCCACCCCCAACAUUAUAUAUGACAUCAUGUAUAGGGCAUGUAAGCAUGGCUUGGCUGAAAUGUCAUUGCAGACCAAAUGGGGAGACUUGAUGGGCCUAAUUAGCUAGGAGGCUUGAAGGUUCCCCAGACCUUAUUUAAAUACUUGAGUGAUUCAACACAAGAUAUAUUUGUACAAAAUGCAUUAAAGCCUUUUGGUAAGCUAUAAAUGUAUUACAGUAUGUAUAAAAGCAAAGUUUACUGCUGUGACUCCAUUAAUUUUUUAGGCCUAUUUAUGUGGCAAUGUUGGCAUGCUUAUAAAGGGGGCCUUCAGUUGAAGAAGGCACAGCUAAUAAACAUACUGUGAAGCUGAGCAAAACUUCUCCCCCCCUCACUGAAAAGGUUGUUUUUAACUUUUAUUCUGUUUUCUUCAGAUACAGAGACAUUCCUGACUUCAGUGAAAGAAGAGUGAGUCAUCUCAAUAAAAAUAUGAAGUUUAAAUCAAAAUUCUUGGACAUGCACAGAACAGUCAAGACCAAAAGGAAACAUAUAUUUUUUACAGAAGAACCUGAGACAGGGGCAGUUAAAAAGAGCAGCAUUUUGAUUAAGGUCGGUAUUGUAUAUGGUAUAUAUGAACUUGGGAUUCUGAUGUUAAAACCUGUGUGUCUGUUGGCUCUUAAAAAUAGUGCAAGAUUGUGUUCAUAAUUUAGAAUGCUCUUAGUUGCUAGUGAGAGAAAGAAAGUAGGUACAAUUUUAUGUUUCUUAGUGUAUACUAGAUUAUGUAAGUAAUUAAAUUCAUAUUAGUCUAGUAAGGACUGUAUCUUAAGAAGAGACUUCAAUGUUUAGGAAGGACGCAGCCCCAUUAUACCAUCUGGGAUUGUUCCCGGGCAUAUACAGGACCUGAGAUUUUACCAUGUCAAAAGCUCCCUACAUAUAGAUACCCUGCAGCUGCCAAGGUCAUCUGAUGUGGUGGUGCGUCAUGUGAUGACUGUACUGCAUGUCCAUCCUAAUGUUUUCGUUGGUUUGCAUAUGUACAGUAAAAGAAACUGCAACACAAUGUACCCAAGGACCAGUUUACGCAGAUAAAACAGCUUGUUUCUCUUUGCAAUGGCAUUGUCCGCUUACAUCAAGGUUCAUUGUAGACAUAACAUGAAACUAUCAGGAUUAAGGCCGAGCCAUAAUUUUUCAGCAACUUGGAUAUCACAGUAAGCAGUGGUGGAGUGGAGGAAGAGCCCUUCCUGGGGGUGGGGGGAGUCUACAAGCCUGUGAGGUGAAAUGCUCCCGAAUGUCAAAACGUAGUGUUCCUUUGUAGGGUUCUGUUGACUUCUUUCUCCUUUUACUUAGACUGCUGAAGUAGUGAUAAUCUCCCUUCAGUAGCAAGUCACAUUUCUGCAAUUGUUUGAAAUGUGGUUCUGUAAUACAUGGUCUUCCUAGGUAGAAAGCUUCUUGAAACAAGUGAAUGAGCCUGCGGAAGAGAUGUCUCAAGACAGAGUUCACCCUCCUUCUUCCAGUAGUGAUUCAGAGGAACAGGAAAACAUUGCUGGCUCACAAAAUAAUUUGGAUUCUCCUAAAAGUGACCUGCCAUUCUCCAGUUCAGAUUCUGGUAAGCGUGGAGGAAACAGCACUGAGGAAAAAGGCAAAGAAAAUCUGGUAGUAGCAACAAGUGACUGGAAGUUCCAGGAGCCUAAGGAAGAGGCAGGAAGAGAAGAUGCACAUCCUUCAGGAAGAGAGUUAGUUCCUGUGGAUAUUCCGGACUACCUGCAGGUGGAAGCAGAAGGUAUGUGAUAAUUCUGAGUAAAAGCUUUAAAAAAGUGUGUGUGUGUCUGUGUGUAUGAAUGAGAAACUGUUGAUAAGCCCCCAAAGCCUAAAAAACCCAAAAUUAAUCCCCUUUUUAUUUGCAAGAGGAAUUGUUUGGCAUUGAACAGAGUGCUACUUCACCAGCUACUCCUUUGAAUAAAAAUCCAGCUAGCAACAACUUCUGCUGGAAAUAAAUGUAGCAGGCUGGUGGGGGAGCAUGGAACUCUGCCUGCUUCUGUGAGUUUGCUUUACAAGAGAGCAGUUCCAACCUAUAGUAGAGAUCUUCUUGGUCCAAUGAACAGUUUCUUUCUCAAGAAAUGUUAUAGGAUAAGCAACAUAGGUGUUAGGGGGAGUUUUGCGUAAAAGGUUUUGUCGGUUGGUUUAAGAGAAUUUCUGUGUUCUCUUAAAUUUCUGAAAUCUCUGUGGGAGAAAAGAAUGUUUUGGUUUUCAUUGUACUAAUUUUUGUUGAAAUGUCUGUGUAUGUUUUCAGAUGCUUCUUUUGCUACUUUAUUUUUUUUAUUUCUUAUUCCCAGUGAAUAAAUUUGUAGUGAAUUUCACAUUUGAUUACUACAGUAGAUGUAGCAAUAAAGCUGUGGCUUUUUUGUUUCCCUGUUGCAAUAUCAGCAGCUGAAGUGAACAAUUACACUAAUAUUUAUUUCAGUUUAAUGGCUUUUAUUGUAUGCUAUAUUUUGCAUGCUGUUGUCCCUGUAAUCACUUUGGGACUCCUCCUGGCUCUCUGAAGCAAUGCAUAAAUUGAACUGAAAUGAGUAAUAAAAGUAGUUUAGAUUUUUCUUCGUGUUCCUAAAUCCAUUUAAGAGAAAUGAGCUAAUUGCAUGGUCCAUGGGGUCCAUGGGGUCACGAAGAGUCGGACAUGACUAAACGACUAAAGAACAACAACAAUGGUUUUCUUUGGUUUAGGUGAAGUAAAAACUACAAACAAGAGGAAAAUCAGGAUAAUACCGAAGAAGACAAACAGGUGUGGGCAGCCCCUGCCUCCUGAAAUAGUUGCUGAUCCUGAGUUGGCUAAAUACUGGGCACAGCGGUAUAGACUGUUCUCUCGAUUUGAUGAAGGAAUUCAGUUAGACAGAGGUAAAUUCAUAGUAAUGAUAGAGCUGAAUAUAUUGAUUGGAAGCUACUUUGUUUUGAAGUGAUUGGCAAGUUCUGUAAUAGACCAUUCUACACAUGUAGAUCAUCACUUGAUACUUCAGUUGCUAAAUGAUGAUUGUGCAUGUGUGAGCUAUAUACUUCACUGAUUUUUAUGUUCAAGCUUGUCCUUUUUAAGUACAGAAAUAUAACUAGUGCUUUCUUCCAUUAGAGGGAUGGUUUUCUGUUACGCCUGAGAAGAUUGCAGAGCAUAUUGCGGAUCGUGUAAGCCAGUCCUUCAACUCUGACUUAAUAGCAGAUGCAUUCUGUGGCGUAGGAGGAAAUGCUAUUCAGUUUGCCUUGGCAGGGAAAAAAGGUAAACAUUUCUGUUUGCUUCUUUUCUCUUAUCCACUGUGUGCGCAUUAAUAAUGCUAGCGUUGUGGUAGAUACAUAUAUAUAGAGAGAGAUUGUGUAUGUGUGUGUUCUAGUUAAAGCUAAAGAUUCUUACUAGGGGACAGAUCUAGUCUUUGCAAUUGGCUAAAUUCCUCCCUCCAGUUCUCAGUGUCACUUUCCACGUUGUCUUGGAAGGGUUGGAUACUGUCUCCACCCUCCACUGUGUGGAUGUAAGAGGAGGGAGGAAUCUGCAGAAGUGCCUUUCCUGCUUUCACUAGUGAGAUCCUCCAAGAGAUGGAGUCUUUUUUUCCAUGACGAUCUGAGUUCAGCCUUACGCUUUGCUUGCUUAGAAAAAUUAAACCAUUAUCAGCUUAGUUUAGAGUUACACAAUAUACACCGGCCAAAAAAAUUAUACAAAUGCAGAGAAAAUAUAGUGGUGUUAUUCCAGCUUAGGUGAUUGGUUGUUUAUGUGGCACAAGUACUAAUUCCCACUGCUUUCUUUCUUUUCAACAUACAUGACUGAUUGAAUUUUUAUUUUUUUUAAAAAAAACCUGCAUUUUGAAAAAGACCUUGUUCAUUCUUUUUAGUAAUCGCAAUCGAUAUCGACCCUGUGAAGAUCAGUCUUGCUCUCAACAAUGCAGAAGUCUAUGGAGUAGCAGAUAAAAUAGAGUUCAUCUGUGGGGACUUCAUGAAGCUAGCAUCCAGUUUAAAAGCAGAUGUUGUGUUUCUGAGCCCUCCGUGGGGUGGGCCUGAAUAUGCUGCUGCAGAAAUCUUUGAUGUUCAAACUAUGAUUUCUCCCGAUGGAUAUCCUUUUUCAAGUCACUUCUUCCACAACAGUAAAACAAAUGCUGUUUUUUCUUACAGGGUGACCGCAUAUCACAUAUUAUGCUUUCUGCCAUAUAUCAUUUCAUCUUAUACGUUAAAUUAAUACCCCACCCUUCCUCCCAAAGAAUUAUUUCCAGAGAACAGGGUCUUUCCCCCUGACUUUGUAGUUGCAAAGGGCUCAGAUGAUCUGAAAAGUGUAGGCUUAGUUUCAAGUUGCUUAUAUUAAGCUUAAGUUCUAAUGUGGUGUGUUUUUUAAUGACACACCUUGGAUAGGAAUUCCAGGGUCAUGAGUUAAGAUUUUUGUACUGUUGAAUGAUUGGUGAUGACCUUCUUCAAAGCAGCUGAUGACAGUGUUGCAAACUGAUUCUUGUAAAUCAAAUGUUCAUUGCUGUUUCUCUCAGGAGAGAUUUGGGUACUCUGACUAACAAGAGAUUUUAUUUUUAAAAGUGACCUUCUUUUCAGAAUUGGUCCUAUUUAGGAUGUUGCCUUUAUAAUGCUGACAACCAGAUUUCUGUUGUUGAAGAGGUUUUGUUUGAGUUGGCAUAAAGUCUUGUGUAAUCUGGGAAAUUUCUGUAGUUGCUUUAAAAAAAAACACCACCACAUUUUGGCAAUUCCUUGUUCUUACUUUUGACUGUCUGUUAGACAAAAGAUCCUAGGGCUGAAAAGAAUCAGAUACUUAUCAAAUCUCGCUCUUGGUCCUGUGGCGAGAUCACCUACUAAAUCUAAUAAUUCCUUCCAGGUUAACAUUUCUGAGUUCUUAUAGGAUGACUUUACAUGUGUCCUAGAUGAUUCAGUAACUAAUUCCCACAUUGAGGACCUAGUGUAAAGGGCAGUUUCAGGUUCUCAAAUUCAUCGUGAUCAUCCUUUCAGAUCUGUUGUCCAUAUGGUAUGAGUGAGGGUUAGAAACAGUUCUGUCUCUGGAGAAAUACCUUCUUUUUCCUUGGCAAUCACUCGUAGCCGAGUAAGAUUGUCUUCCAUGAAAAUGGUCUUAGCAGUUUGUCUGUAAGUGACUGUGGAGAUUGAUUCUGGAUUUGCACAUCCUUCCACAGUGAGGACACAGGUCGCUCUAUUGGACGCAGUUUUUCCCCUCCAAAAAUUGAGGGGAAAUGUGUGUGCGUCAUAUGGAGCAAAUGCAGGCUUGUGCCAGGGAGAGGCUGCACGAGGCUAUGGCUUCUUUAGCUCCACGCAGCCUCUCCUGGCAGGGAGAGAUUGCGCGGGGCUAAAGAGGAAGCUAAAGCAGCGAGCGGGAUCCAUCCCGCUCGCUGCCUUGGCUUGUGCCAUAGCCGCACGCAACCCCUCCAGCAGGGAGAGGUUGUGCGCAGCCUGUACGUUGCUCUUUGGGGCUGGGGAGGAAAUUUUUUUUUAUUGAUUUCCCCAUCUAAAAACUAGGUGCGCCCCAUGGUCCGGUGCGCCCUAUGGAGCAAAAAAUACGGUAGAUCACUGUGAGGAUUUGCCAAACGUUUCUCCCUUUCGGCCUGAGUUCAUGCUUCUUCAAAGUCCAUGCUGCCUUUGGUAGAGGCUAUUCUCCAACUGACGGGCUCUUUGUCACCAGUGGUUGGUGUUUAUACUACAUUUUAAAGGAUUUACCUUGAGAUAAUCUUUAAACCUCUUUUGCUGUCCACCAGCAUUAUGCUUAUCAUUCUUAAGUUGGGAAUAGAGUAGUUGCUUUGGAAGACGAUCAUCAGGCAUCCGAACAACAUUUGACAGGUAGUUUGGGUAUGGUCAGUACAUGCAGCAGAGAAGCUGGAAAUUAGGUUGGAGAGACCUAAAGUGGUUGCAUGGAAUAUACCACUUAAACUGCAAGGGGUAGGGGGAGACAUGUUUUUGAAAGUGAUUAACACCUCUAAAUUGAAAAUUAGCAUAGCAAGAAGGCUAAUCUGAACAAUACUUCUUGCUGAUUUGUUAAUGCUUUGUUUUCAUUUUUAUACUUGCAAAUAGUUGUGUUUUGCUUUUUACUAGAAUAUUUAAAAACUAACAGUGGUACCUCGGGUUACAUAUGCUUCAGGUUACAGAUGCUUCAGGUUACAGACUCUGCUAACCCAGAAAUAGUACUUCAGGUUAAGAACUUUGCUUCAGGAUGAGAACAAAAAUCGUGCUCCAGUGGCACGGCAGCAGCAGGACGCUCCAUUAGCUAUAGUGUUGCUUCAGGUUAAGAACAGUUUCAGGUUAAGAACGGACCUCCGGAACGAAUUAAGUACCGUAGAUUCCAGCAUAUAAGACAACUUUGUAACCCCAGAAAAGAGGUUAAAAAGUCGGGGGUCGUCUUAUACGCCGGGUAUGGGCGGGGAGGAGCCCGCUCCGCACCGGGCGGCUUUCUCCCAGCGCGGAGCUGCCCAGCGUAUUAGAUGACUGGACUUAUAAGACGAACCCCCAAAUUGCAGCUGCCAAUUUGGGGGGUCAUCUAAUACACCCAGUCACCUAAUACGCCGGAAUCUAUGGUACUUAAUCCGAGGUACCACUGUACCUAUCUUGCAUUCUGAAGUGGUACAAUCCACUCUGCUACCUCAUCCUGCUGCUUGUGUAGACUAGGGCCCUGAUCAGAAUAUCACUCACGGUAUUCUGUAUAUGCCUGUGGAAGAAUGUGUGUUACCUUAGGGGACUGUCUUACUAAAAGAGGCAUCCCCAUUGAAAGAGUAUUUGCUUUUUCUUCCUUAACACAUCUGUACAUUUGAAAUUUUCAAGCUGUCGCAAAAGAUUACCAGCAAGAUUGUGUACUUUCUUCCUCGUAAUGCUAACAUAGAUCAGGUAAGUUUUAAUUUGCAGAUUCAGGAGUAGUGCUAAUCUAGAGACGUAGGGUAGAAUUCAGUGUUGCGCAUUUGCAGCAUGCCAAAAGGAAUGAUCCCCCCCCCCACACACACACUGUUCUGGGGACUCUCCCCACACCUACUCAAGCCAUUUUGGGGGGCAGAGGUGGGGAAAGCCCUGUUGCACAAGUGAAAGUCCUUAUGCAAGGCUUCUGCUGACUGACUUCUGCCCCUGAGCUGCGAACAGACAUUUCACCUCUGCCCAGUGGGCUUAAGUCUGUCUUUCACCUUCCAUUUCUUCCCACCUCCAUCUACAAUAUGGCGAUAACACUGACCUACCUUACACGUUUGCUGUAAGGAGUACUGAGAGCCUAUGUAGAAUGUGUAAGAUUGAAUAUUAUUGUUAUCGAGCUUUCUCCCUGUAGAACAAGGAUGGGGAAUCAGGUGGCCUCUACAUCUCCAAUCAUUCCCAACCUUGCCCAUUACAGAGUGGAGCUGACGGGAGUUGGAGUCCAACACCUGGAGGGCUACGGGUCCUAGAAUGCUAAAUAUGUAUUUUUGUUGUAAAAAAAAGUAGGCUCUUUGACAUUCAAUAACCUUAGAAGUUUGGGCAGAAAGGACCGAAGGGAAACAUGAUAGAGGUUGAACAGCAUAGACAGUAUGGAUAGUGUUUAUCAUUCUGUGCUAGAAACUGAGGUCACUCUGUGAGAUUGAGUGGCGGAGCAGACAGAAAGAAAAACAUAAUUUAUAUCAGUGAGUACACGAAAAGUUAGCAAGGACCACUAGCUUAGAUAGCAUUUUUUAAGGGUUAGGCCAAUCCAUAGGGGCUAGGUCUGUUAAUGACUACUAUAUAAAUGGAUUCUCUUUGUUCUGAGGCAAUGUAACCCUAGAUACUAGUUGAUGCGGAGCAAAGAACUCAAGAGAACUGGACCAGGUGUAAUUUUUUGGCAAAGACCAUCACUAAAUGUUUUGCUGUACUGGGCUGGUGCAGCUGCAACUUUUCCAAUGCUAGUAAUUAUUUAAAAGUUGGUAAUUGGGUUAUUAGCUUUCUCCCUUUGCACACAGAUCUCUCCUCUUUUUACUUAAGGAUUUUUGACUUAAGGAUUUUUGACUUAAGGAUUUAAGCAUUCUAAUGAUGGUUAAGGGUGUUCCCAAGCCCUGGUCGUUUAGCAUUAAAACCUUGUUUUAGGAAUGUCUUCAAGCAUGGCUAGCAAUGAAAGGCUUGCAGGCUGCACAUCAGAGAUCCUGAACUAUACCUGUUACACUACCUUGUACUGGGGUCUGACAUUACACUUCAAAAGUUUGGGCACCGUUACUUUGCAUUUUCAGUUUUCUUACAACAUUUACAUUGUUGUAGAUGUAGCAAUAUACAAACCCCCACAAAGUUUAAUAUAAGCAGUUAAUAACCAAAUCCAGCCUUAAAAUGUUGAAGAUAUAUAAACACUGCCUGAAGGGGCAAAGGUGAUCAAACUUGAAUUAUUGUCAGUUUCUUUCUACUUCCUCUAGAGGGAGCAGUCAUACCAAAAAGAUACAGAUAGCAUAAGUAAAUUAUGCAUGCUGUGCUUUUAAACUAAGCAAAGAAUGAACUGUUUGGUGUUUGCUGCUGGCUUUCUUUAUACACUUUUCAGGACAGAGUUUUCAGGUUGUGGGAUACUUGGCAUGAAAGUAUUUUUGUUUAAAAAACUCAGAACCACAAAAGCAAAAUGAAGGUAAACUAGGUCAACAAAUGUUGUUUUUGUGGUGUUUGUUAUUAGACAUAAUUAUGUUUGCUCAUGAUGGGGACUUAAUAGCAACUUGCAGUAAAAAAUACUACUUCAAAGGCAAUUUAUAUGGAUGUACACACCUACCCUGGAAUAGGACAGACUUUUAUUAAAAGUUCAUUGUAUGUAUGUUUGCACACACACAUCCAGACCACUAUUCCCAGUGUGCUGUCAUUUCUGGGACUGAUCUUUCUAGAAGCUGAACGUUUGGGCUUACAGUCUAAGCCAUUGUCUGUUCUUCAGUUGCAGUUCUAGGUUUGUUGCAAUAACAAAGUACGUAGAGAAAAGCAGAUACUUAUCCCCUCAGGAUCAUGAGCCUUUUCCCAAGUUUACAUAAAAGUCUGCUGAGAUAUUGCAGAUUCCAAAAUUCCAAAAGUUUCCCAAAAUGUCAGAUCCUGCUAAUGUUAACAGAGAUAAAAAGUGGUAGCACAUGAAAAAGCAUAACUUAAAAAUGUCAGUGAUAGCUUGUACAAUCAAAUAGGAAAAUGGUCCCAGAUGGGCAGGUGUGUCAAGUUAGCGGGAUGUAAUCACAGGUAAAUGUGCAUAGGAUGGCAUCUUUGUGGUGAGGGACCUGUCAAGUUUGGGAUGCUCAGAUAUGUUUUUCCUAAGUAAUCUUUGCUACACAGACUAGACAGAUCUCAUCACUGAUAGCAUUAUUUGCACAAGCGUAAUGGAUAUCCCUUUCAAAUAUCAACACAGCUUCCACAUCCAAUUCUAUCCUAGGAAGCAGGAAGAUUUGUGUGUGUGUUUUUUUCUUUUUUCAGAUAUGUUAACUCAAAUUUAAACCAUUGGAGAUGAUCAUGAACAAGUCUGACUGGGUUCAGUAAUCUAUAGGCAGGCACUCUGGAACUGUACAUCUCCAUGUCCUGCAGAUAGAGAACAUGUACACUGAGAACAGAAAGAGUUGUGAAAUUUAUUCCAUUAGGCUGAGCCCAGCAAAUAUGGGCAUUUCACAUCCAGAUGCUCAAAUUUGUGAGAAGGCCCCAUUGAGCUUUACAGGACACACAUUGUCCAUCUGAGGCUUUGAGAUGAGGGUGUCCUCCAGACCAUUUUGAAAUUUCCAUGUAGCACCUUGCCAUAAGCAGCUGGUAACUGGAAGUGACGUAUAUUUGAAUGACGAUCCCUCCUUCUUUCAAUUGAUGGGGUGAACAGAAAUUCAUUUUCUCUAAGAAUGUUUAUUUUUGAGAGUUGCAUCUCUUAAAUAUAAUCCAAUCUGUUUUUCCCUAAAAGCCUGCUGUGCUGCCUACAUGCACGUGUGUUUUAACAAAACAAGUGCGCAUAGGACAGGAACUGAGUAAAUGCAGUUUCCAGAAGCAGUUAGAUUGUAUUGAGGGUCUUGUGUAAUCCAGUUUUUCCCCUUAACUCUCAGGGUUCAAUGAACUUUAGAGAAAUCCACUUGCGGUAAUAUAACCAGUCCACACAAGUAGAUCAUUACUCCAGUCAUUUGUACAAAAGCAAAAAUGGAAACUGCUGAGAUAUUUUGGGGAGUCAAGAUAAGUUAGUAAUUCCUUAAUGAAUCACUGCACCACAGACAAGAUUUUCCCUUAUCUAGCAAGGAGGUCAGGAAGUAGCACUGGGAAAUGGGAGGGUUUUAGUAAACGUAGGUUUGUCACUGGGAGGGUUUAUAUUCAAUCAGAUAUGCUUCCUUCAAGUUUACUCUUUUACUACUUAAGUGCUUAUGCUGGCAUGUCAUGAAUUGAUAUUCUAUCCAAAUACAGCCAUGGGAGGAGGCAUUAGCCACAUUCACAUGUCACAUGGUUUGCAAUGCACAAAUGAGUCACAGCUGCUUUCCUUCUCCCUCUGAGUGUUGGGAGAAAACAAACCAUCAUUCUGGUUUGUGUUUCAUUUGAACCAGGGUUUGUAGGUUUGUUUCACUCCCAAAUGAUCUGGCUACAGAUUGUGGUUUGUUAGGGCUGAGACAAACCACAGUCCCCGAUUUGGAUGUAGCACUAGGCGAAGAAUGUGAUUUGCUUUCACCUAACCAUAGCAGGGUGGUAGGCGUGAUUUUUGUAUGCAUGGUAAGCUAUGGUUUGUGCUUCACAGUGACAUGUGAAUGUGGCCAAUUGGUGAUGGAAUUGGCAUUAAUACAGGUGCCACAUAAUACAGAUAGUCAGUUUAAAGAUGCCAGUUUAAAGGACUUAUCACCCUCUUUUUGCUAUUAAAGGGGGCCAUAGGUCACUGGUAAAGCAUCUGCUUUGCAUUCAGAAGCUCCCAGGCCCCAUCCACAGCAUCUCCAGGCAGGGCUGGGAGAGAACGCUCUCUGAAACCCUGAAGAGCUGCUGCCAGUCAGUGUAGACAAUGCUGAGCUAGAUGGAUCUAUAGUCUGACACUGUAUAAGACUGAGCUUCCUGUAUUUCUAAGUGUCAACAGUCUGGUUCCAUUCCAGUUCAAAUGGAACAUAUCCUCUUUGUACGGGCCUUGCUUGCCCCAAAAUGUCCCCCACUUUUGAACAAAAAGAAACCUGUUUCCCCACACACCAUGGCCUUAUCAAUGAAUAGAGCUCCUUAGCUAUGCCUUCCUAGCUGUCCCUGUGUAUGGAACAGGUAGCAUUUAUUUCAACUUCUUAUGGACUUGAUUAUUUCCCCAGCAGAGGCUUAUAGUCGCCUAUCAAAGUUCUUGUGGUAGUGGGUUUUCUGAAACAGGUUGGGCUAGAUGAGCCUUCCUGCUUAUACUACUACUACUAAUAAUAAUAAUAAUAAUAACAAUAAUAACUUAUUCUUUAUAUGCCACCCAUCUGACUGGGUUCCCCCAGCCACUCUGGACAGCUUCCAGCAAAUUCAGACAUCAAACACAGUAAGACAUCAAGCAUUAAAAACUUCCCUGAACAGGGAUGUCUUCUAAAAGUCAGGUGUUUAUCUCCUUGACAUCUGAUGGGAGGGCGGGGACGACUACUGAGAAGGCCCUCUGACCAGUUCCCUGUAACCUCGCAGUGAGGGAACUGUCAGAAGACUCUCAGAGCUGGACCUCAGUGUCCAGGAUAAAUGAUGGGGAUAGAGACACCCCUUCAGGUAUACAGGGCUGAGGAUGUUUAGGGCUUUUAAGGUCCUGAAUCUAUUGCCAUCUCGGUGUCACAUUUUGAGUUAUUUAACAGUUCUUGUUUUUCUUUCUUUUUACUUUUUAGGUGGCUUCCUUAGCUGGGCCAGGAGGAAAAGUUGAAAUAGAACAAAACUUUCUGAACAACAAAUUGAAAACCAUAACUGCAUACUUCGGUGAUCUAAUAAAAAAACAUGCACCUUGA
Molecule: messenger RNA, 21486 nt
Organism: Podarcis lilfordi (Lilford's wall lizard)
Lineage: Eukaryota; Metazoa; Chordata; Lepidosauria; Squamata; Lacertidae
Source: the annotation of a GenBank genome assembly